AAAUAAAAUUAAAAAAAACAUCAAAAAUCUCAGGUGGCGCUUCUUCUCCGUGAACUCGUUCACUGUUGUUCCACAUUGCAUUCCAUGCUUCGAUAAUCUCGUGGAUUUUUGCUAAUUUCUUCGAUUCCGAACGACCAUGCCGAAAAAUAAAGGAAAGGGAGGAAAAAAUAGACGAAGAGGAAAGAAUGAAAAUGAAACGGAGAAAAGAGAAUUAGUAUUUAAGGAGGAUGGACAAGAAUACGCCCAGGUGGUGAAAAUGCUUGGUAAUGGUAGAUUAGAAGCAAUGUGUUUUGAUGGAACAAAGCGAUUAUGUCAUAUCAGAGGGAAGCUGAGAAAAAAGGUCUGGAUUAACCAGGGAGACAUCAUUCUCGUUGGUUUGAGAGAUUAUCAGGAUGCUAAAGCUGAUGUCAUUUUGAAGUACAAUCCAGAUGAGGCUAGAAAUCUGAAGUCAUACGGGGAAUUACCUGAACAUGCUAAAAUCAAUGAUGCAGUUACUUUUGGAGAAGAGGAGGAAGACGAUAACAUCAUUGAAUUUGAUGAAGUUAGUGGAGAGGAAGACAUUGAUAAUAUAUAGAUACCAAAUUUGUGUGCCAUCAUAUUCAACCAGGGAUAUGUUUGAAGAAAAUAUAAUUAUUGAAAUUUAAGAAAACAUUAUUUGGCUUCAAAAUUUGGAUGUAUUGUCUUCUCUAUUAAAAAUCAAGUUUUUUAAAAUA
This is a messenger RNA of Centruroides sculpturatus (bark scorpion), 713 nucleotides long. Its product is annotated as eukaryotic translation initiation factor 1A, X-chromosomal-like. The transcript has 6 exons. The record is from RefSeq and is a predicted model, not a curated record. Gene Ontology annotation, cellular component: cytoplasm. Bases 137 to 574 code for a protein of 145 amino acids. Gene Ontology annotation, molecular function: RNA binding; translation initiation factor activity. Lineage: Eukaryota; Metazoa; Arthropoda; Arachnida; Scorpiones; Buthidae. Gene Ontology annotation, biological process: translational initiation.